Messenger RNA from Peromyscus eremicus (cactus mouse), 1177 nucleotides. Its product is annotated as zinc finger and SCAN domain-containing protein 25-like. The transcript is spliced from 4 exons. The record is from RefSeq and is a predicted model, not a curated record. Lineage: Eukaryota; Metazoa; Chordata; Mammalia; Rodentia; Cricetidae. The coding region runs from base 358 to 1125 and encodes 255 amino acids.
UUCUCUGGGCCCUGCAACCAAAAUGUAUUGUGUCUUCAGCAGCUGACUUUACAUCUAGUUACAUGGGCAGUCAGGAGCAGUGGCAAUGGCCCGUGUGGCAUUGUCUUUAGACUGAGUGCACUGUCACAGUCAAGCCACUAGUGAAUUGGUUAGUUUUGACCUCAAAGUUUGUCUGCAUCAUUGUCUCCAGCCGGACUAACCUAAGCCCCGGGUCAGCUGGUAGGAUUUGAGGAUAUACGUCAGCUUCCUGAGAACAGUCACUAGUGUAGACACAGAACUGGAUGGGCCGACUUGUGUGUCUGCUGUUCUCAGAAGGGCCCUCUCUGUUGUCAUCCUCAGUCUUGCUGGAGCUUGAAGAUGCUGAAGGAGCGUCUGGAGAUGGCAGAAGAUCCUCAGCAGCAGAUGGGUUCUCCAGUGGUGAAACUGGAGAAGGAGCUGCCAUGGGGCCGGGGAGGGGAGGACUCAAGUCCUGAGGCAUUCCGGCUGAGGUUUCGGCAGUUCCGCUACCAAGAGGCUGCGGGUCCCCAGGAAGCUCUCAGGGAGCUGCAGGAGCUCUGUCGGUGGUGGCUGAGGCCGGAGCUGCACACCAAGGAGCAGAUCCUGGAGCUGCUGGUGCUGGAGCAGUUCCUCACCAUCCUGCCCCGCGAGUUCUACACCUGGAUCCGAGAUCACAGCCCAGACAGCGGCAAGGCUCUGGUGGCCAUGGUGGAGGACCUGAUGGAGAGCACACCCGAGGCCAAGGCGGUUCCAUGCCAUGCCCAGGGAGAGCAGCUGGUCACAGCCCUUGGCGGAGGAUCUUGGCAAUCAAGCAUCCACUUGGGGCCAGUAGAAGUCAAACCUGAGUGGGGGAUACUUCAGGGGGACAGAGUUCAAAGCUUAGGCCCAAGCACUGCAGAACAGCUGAGCCAGGGCCCUGGAGACGGGACACAGGCCUUCCAGGAGCAAGCACUGCCCAUUCUUCAUGCUGGUCCAGGUCUUCCCUCUGUGAGCACCAGAGACCAAGAGCUUGCUGCUGGGUUCCUUGCAGCAACAUCCCAGCUCUGUCUGAUAUGGAGAUCACAGCCCAAUCAGUUGUUUUCAUUUUCGCUGGCUAUGAAGCCACAAGCUCGUCCAUUUCCUUCGUGAUGUAUCAACUGGCCACCCACCCUGCUGUGCAAAAGAAACUUCAGGACGAGAU